Molecule: messenger RNA, 801 nt
Organism: Lactuca saligna
Lineage: Eukaryota; Viridiplantae; Streptophyta; Magnoliopsida; Asterales; Asteraceae
Source: the annotation of a GenBank genome assembly
UCCCAAACAAAACCGCCAUGGCUACUCAAGAACUUACUCCUCCUCCCUUGUCUCUUCCUCAGUACCCUGAGUUAAUCGUUGCUGCGAUCGAGGUUAUAGACAAGAAGAACGGAGCUAACAAAUCGGCGAUUUCGAAGCACAUCGAAGCCACCUACGGCAACCUCCCGGCGGCGCACUCAACUCUCCUCACCCACCACCUCCACAAAAUGAAAGCCGCCGGUCAACUCAUCAUGGUUAAGAACAACUACAUUAAGCCCGAAGCAGACGCCUCCCUCCGCCGAGGCCGAGGCCGGCCGCCGAAAGCCAAGGAACCUCUUCCGCCAGAUACCGUCCUUUCUCCGGUGAAACCCAGAGGUCGUCCACCAAAACCGAGAGACCCUCUUGCUCCGAUGGCAGUUACUCCGUCCGUAAGCGGUCGGAAACGUGGACGUCCACCGAAGCUAGGGAGCUCAACUGUGAAGGCUACACCUUCGGCGAGUGGUCAGCGAGCGGGAAGAGGUCGUCCACCUAAGGUGAAAACACUGGUAGCUGCUCCGGUUGGGGCUUGAUUGAAAUACACAAUUAAUUUUAGGGGAUUUUAGUGCUAAUUGUUCUUUUGAUUUUUGAAUUAUUUAUUAUUAUUAUUAUUAUUAUUAUUAUUAUUAUUAUUUUGUGUGUGUGAAUGGUAGUGACAGUAACUGGUUGUGUAAAUUGUUUAGGGGUAACUGUUUUAAGGAUUUACAAGCUAUUAUUAUAUGUAAUGUUUUGAGAUGUUUAGAUUAAAAUUGAAGUUGGUGUAAAUUACUAACAUGUUUGUUUGGC